UGCAGAGGUGUGGCUGCACACCGGUUUUGUGAUUGGCUGGGCACGCUCCCUGUUGAUGAUACGCGACCCCUGCUGGGAAUGAACAAGGUUUGGAAGGCAUUAUGAAGGCUCUGAGGCUUUUCAAAGCAUUGCAUAGGACAAGACAACAAGUUUUCCAGGAUGACACCAGAGCAUUAGAAGGCGCAAGGCAAAGGAUCAACGCAGAGUUUCGGAAAAACAAAAAUGAGACUUCUCCUGAAAAGAUAUCAGAGCUAAUGAAAAUAGGACAAGAUGUUGAAAUUCUUCUCCGAACAACUGUUAUUCAAGGUGUUCACUCAGAUUCGGAUCGAAUAGUUCUGCGGCCACGAGCUGAUGUCCUUUUAGACAACGCACCAUAUUGUGACACACCAAAGAAAUAAUUGUCCUGCUGUUUUGUCAUUUGAUUUACAUUUUUAUUUUUUUGCACAGAGGUUUAAACAAAUCUUGAUUAAGCUCCUCAGCCUUUUAUUUCUGUUUUUUUAGACAGUUAUUGUCACCAUUUGCCUGUAAAAUUAUACUAUUUUGUGAUUAAAUUAUUUUUCUUCAUG
This is a messenger RNA of Rana temporaria (common frog), 566 nucleotides long. RefSeq names its product LYR motif containing 7 (gene LYRM7). Lineage: Eukaryota; Metazoa; Chordata; Amphibia; Anura; Ranidae. The transcript is spliced from 5 exons. The record is from RefSeq and is a predicted model, not a curated record. Bases 102 to 398 code for a protein of 98 amino acids. Gene Ontology annotation, biological process: mitochondrial respiratory chain complex III assembly.